Molecule: messenger RNA, 11734 nt
Organism: Pocillopora meandrina
Lineage: Eukaryota; Metazoa; Cnidaria; Anthozoa; Scleractinia; Pocilloporidae
Source: the annotation of a GenBank genome assembly
AUGGCUUCUGCGUCAGAGAUGUGUUUGAGUGACGCCGCAUUAGCAGUCUGUCGGCUUGUAGAAGAAACAAAGGGGCAUAAAACACUAAAGUAUCUGGGACCUAGCUGUCUUGUACAUUUCUCUGUUACAAGUACCCCUAAAAUUCUUUCUUCCCCUUCCUCGGGGAGAACUUCGAUUUCAGAGCGUGCGUCAAGCUAUUUCUUGGUUGCAAGUGCCGAAGUCUUGAAAAAGAACCAGAUCGAAGCCUGUGAGAACAAUUCAGGCCGCUCCGUGAAGAUCGUGGCCGAAUUUGUUCAGACAAGAGACGGAAGAAAGCUCGAACGCAAGACCCUGAGUCCUAUUAAAGUGGGCGGUGAGUUGUGCCGAGCACUCGACGACAUCGUUGAAUCAGAUGGGAUGAUUUUUAUAGCCCUUACCGGGUUAAGACGAAGUAUCUUCAGUAAGAGCAACUUGUUGAGUCGUGCUUUAGAAGUUGCCGAAAUACAAGGCAGAAAUUCAUCUGCACGGAUGGCAUCAAAUGACCUACGGUGUGUCCUGUUUACGCUAUCGACUUGCGGGAAAAAGGCAUUCCAACUGCAAGAUAAUCCUGAGUUUGGAACCAAGGUCUACGAGCUUCUGCCGUUUGACUCAGACCUAACCUGUGAAAAUGAGACGCGAACUUCGAGGUACUUCUUGCAAAAUGAUGAGAAAAAGCGCUUCCUCAACGAAGAUGAAUUUCCAAAGAACGACAUUCCUUUUGGAGCCAUCAUUCUCAAAAAUGUGAUGUUUGCAGGAGUGCUGAACUUUGACAGCAGACAGCCUUCGCCAGUUUUUGUCGAGAGCAGUUUAGAAACAGGUAAUAAGUUCAUCAUGUUUUGCACGAAAAUGUAAAGUAUUAUUUCUACUGUUUUCAGAUGGUUAAAAAAAAUUAAAAAACUGACCCUAAUCAAACUUCCUUUAACCCAGAAUGUUUAACCUGCGGAAUUUUGACGCGUUCAUUCCUCUCCUAAGAUGAUUUGUGUUUUGCAGCUUCUAUCAUAGAUCUAUUCAAAAUCUCAACACCAUUUCUCAAGGCAUUUGUUCAUCGCUGACUUUGAUGAAUGUCUUCCUUGAAUUUCCAUAGUAGCUUGUGUGUGGUCAUUCUGUUUUGUGAAUCUUUGAUUCUUUCAAAAUUCUUUGAUUCUUUGAAAUAGCUGUUAUAUAUAUAUAUACUGGAAUGUUUCAGCUCCUUUAGCACCAUGUAUUUCUAAUAUCUGAAUGUGCGGGUCAAGCAUACCUCCCAGUUGACAAUAUAACAUAAAUUAUACUGUCUUGCAGUGAACAAUUUUUUUUUAUGUCUAAUCAAAUCAAAAAUAGAUACCAUACACUCAGACCACUUGUUCAUUUGUUAAUACCCUGACAGAGAAUAAUUCAACUCAGAGUGGCAAGUUUGCAGGAGGUGUCUAUUAAAGCAGCAGUUACCUGCAGUCUACCACUGCCUCUAAGCCUAUCGCCAUCUGUUUAGCAUGCCCCUAGAUCUCCCCUUGGGGAAAAAAAGCAGCCUAUUGCAUAUGCUUUAUUGAUGGGAAGAUUUCACCUUUUUCAAAAUAAAGAAUGACUUGCUUAUUUUGAGAGCUGAAAAAGAAAGCCAGUUGUGUUAGUGGAACAAUGAACCCAUGUGUCAUUUAUGAUUUCUUUGUUUUCACUGUCUUAAUUGUGCUGCCUUUUGCAACUCCAUCACUAAUAACAUGGUCAAAAAAUUACAAUCUCUGUAAGUCCACCAUACGCAAUGUUUCUCUUGUAUAGGAUCUAAGCAGACCAUUCAGAGCAGGCAAGAUAGACCCAUCUUGCUUGCUUGGGUUGCUAAUCAGAUUUACAGCAUUUGCUUCAUAUUACCCACAGGGGCUGCCAGUGAUAUAACAAAUUAUCUUCAGGUACUUAUGGCAUAAGUUCUUGAAACCCCUGGGUGACAUAGAACUUAACAUAGACUAGCUAAAAUGUCAUUUUUACACCAGUUCAAUAGACUGUUAUAUAGUUAAGACUAUAUAGUCUUAAGAUUAUCUUGGAAAUUUCUAGACUUACUUUCAGAAGUUGUAAGUAUUGUAGUGAGACUUUAUACAAGAACUGUUAUUGUUUUAGGAUGCCAAAUGUGUUGUUUCAUAUCAAGUACUAGUGAGAAAUUUACCAGUGUUCCUAGCUCUGCCCAAACAGAUUGAACUGGGUUAACCUUUUAACUUCUAGAGGUGAUUAACAUGUAACUUCUCCAAUAUCCAUACAUCACCCAGCCAAUAGCUAAUAAGAAUACCUGAAGUUAUCAGGUAGAAGUUGUUUUCUUGAUCUAACACCAAAUUCAUGUCACUAAUUUACAAGGAAAUGUGUAGCAGCUAGAUCUAGAGGGGAGAAUUAACAAUCAGAUUGUGGGAGUUAAAGGCUUCAUUACUUCAACAGCAAUUCAGAGAUGUGAUGAGAGAGAAGCUGAAAGGCUGGUUGGUGCAGUAGGUGGGAUUUAUCCAUUGUUAGAUCCAAAGAGAAAAGAAAGAUCAGAGGUAAAUGAUAAGACUGGCAUUUAUGGUUUCCCUUGGCCUGCAGUCACACCCUCAGCCCCAGAUAAGUUUGUGGCAGGUUUUCAGUCAACAAAUGAUAACAGUGGUAAAAAGGAUUUGAGAAUAAUACCAUGUGCAACCAACCAGGCUGAGUCUGGAAAGAAAAAAGAGAGGUCAGGAGAAAAUAGUGAAGGUAAUACCGAAUGUAAGGCAAACCUUUAUCUCAACUUAUUUUGGGUGCAAAUAUAUGCAUUAAAUUGAAAACUGCCUAUAUCACUAUUGGAUGCCUUCAGAUUUUAAAUUUGUCAGGGGAAAGGAAGGGAAUGAAGCGGCCGACACAAGCGAAGCAAAUUUCAACGACAACUAUGAGUUUCACUGGUGAAGACGCAUAUGAAGCAAAGAUAUAUUUUACGGAAAAGACUUGAAUCGUUUUAUUAGCGUAGUCGAGGUAUCCAAGUACUUAUUGUAAACUGAAAUAUGAAAUUAUAAGGAAGAAGCUAAGCUAAAUUCUAAGAUACAGACCAACAUUCCAAUCAUUCCGAUAUAAAAGAAAGAUCUCAAAAGACUAGCUAAAACUCUAAAACAAACUCACAAAAGACUAUCUUCAAGGAUAAAGGAGAACCGCUUGCAAACAAAUUCUAACAAAACUGAUAACCGAGUGGGAAAAUGAGAAGCUUACUAACAAAGCAUGAACAAUGUAAGCCACAUGUUACAUGGUUGCAAAGAAACCGAUAUAAAAAAACGGGGCGAAACUACUGAAAGACUAGAUGUUUAAACAGGUACAAAGAGAAGGAACAUAAGCACUUACAUAACAGUCCUGCUUGUAAAGGCUUGACCAAACGAACUUUGAGGUAAGGUGGGCAAAAGGGCGCUUUUUGAUAAACACAUAUAAACACAUCUUAUCGUUAGCCCAACACAAGAUAACUAACUAAAAUGUGGUUCUGGGUGGAACUUAAAGAUUACAUCCCUAAUGGACAAACAGUAAUGUCACUAUUGCGGUUUAACACGAAACAAACCUAUAACAAAUCAAUGUCCAGUAGCAAAGGCGUGGCAACCGUUACAGGGAAUUUCAAAAACAUAAUGUCUGUGGAAAGCAUCUUUUACUGCAAAUUUAGAUGCCUACAUUUUACAUCUCAAUAUGGUAACCAAAAUGGUUGCAGUAACUUGUGCUGUAUAAUUUAAAAAAUCUCCCAGAUAAAAGAAGAUGUCAAUAUUUAAUAUGUCACUAAACACAUGGAAACCAUGUAAAUUUUAUCCCUAUUAGAAAUUAGUUAAUUUUUUUUUAAUUUCACAAUGAUCAACUCAAUUGCUUUCAUUUCUGCAAUGGUCAGUUUUUGCAAAAAAAGGCUGGGAAAAAUUAGUUAGUGUGGGGGCCUCUUAAACAAUAUACAUUUAAUGUAUGGUCCUGGGGGAAACAGUUUGUUUUGUUUUCCUGAGAGUCCUGAUGAGAGUCCUAGGUUUUCAGGACGAAGUUGAGGGAAAUAUCAGGACUCAAGGGAAACCAAAACUAACUAGUUUUCUGAGGGAACAUACAUUAGGUACUUUGUUAUAUAUGUAGACCUUCCCUUAAACAAUCAUAUGGCAAAAACAAACAAACAUGCUGUUGUAUUUGGCGCACAGGCAACAACUGCACAAUUAUUGUAUCCCACCCAGGAUACAUUUGAAUUUGAUCAGGGGCAUUUGUCCAAGAAUCAACCAAUCACAGUGCUUGUUUUAUUGAUUCAAAGUCUAGGUAUAUAACAAAGUCAAAUAUUUCCAAAUUUCAGAUUUUCUACAGGGUUGACAUCUCUGAAAAUGCUUGUUGCCAGCAAAGGGUGAUGUCUCUCAUUAAGUGAAAGGAACAGGGGAGCCUAUUAGGAAAUUUUGAAUUGAUCCCUGAAACAAGAUCAGUGUAGGCAUGACUACAGCAUUAAAACUGAACCUAGAGAUUGUCACUUCCAAAAUAGUAUGCAUUAAUCAGUUGUGGUUUGUCAUUGUGGUAAAUAACACUUUUAAAGGAGAAAUAUGACUGUUUGUCUCACAAUAUGGUCACUUAGGAUGUAGAUCAUGACAUUUCGACUCCACACUACUAGUCAUCUUCAGGGGAUGAGGUUGAUUGAAUAAGUACGCAUCACCUAAUUAUGCUGUUGUGCUCAGCUGUGACUAUUGGAUGGAAUUCCAUGGCUUUGAUUGGGCCAGGUUCCCUCUGGUUUGCAUCUGUAAACACCAAAAAAAAGUCUGGCUUAUAUAUGGAUGUGAACUUCUAAAACAGUGUGACCCUCGUCUCAAUCUGAAAAAUUUUAAAUUAGUUACUGUUAUAAAUUAGACAAUGUCUUUUAGAACUGAAUGCAGAAGACCUUAAUCCCUGAAUUGCAGCCUAGAUCAAGAACACAAUUUUCGCCAGAACCAGAUUUCUUGAUCUUGACUUAAAUGCUCCUCUUAACUUCACAUCAUCAGAAUACUUUUAAAUUCUUAUUUUGGACUCUUUUUAAUUUAAUUUAAUUGUAAGGUCUAGAUAUAUAUUAUCCCUAAAGUGAAAUUGAUACUGAGCAAUGUGGCUUCUCAUUGUCAAUUUGACUAUUUUUCAGAUGAAAAGGCCGCCCCAAUUGAAAACUCCUGCAGAUCUUUGGACAAAAGUUUAGAUUCCAACAGAGUUGUAUAUGUGCCUGUAAAUUUGCGAUCUGCUGAUAAUGAAAAUCAGCCUGCAGGGGAAUGUUCAGCACCUGAACUAAGCCCUGAAACAGGAACAGGAGGCUCAGAGGAAGAAGUCCAAGGAGGACCUGCAGAUGAGCAAGUUCAGGGGUCAGAGGAAGAAGGAGGGGAGCGGGUAACAAUACAGAAAAAAGAGGAAAAAUCUGUAUCUCAGGGAUACCGAGCACCCUUAACUGCCAUGGUACCUCAGGUAACAACAGGAAUCCAGAGGAACCCAGCAGAGAUUCCACUGGCUCCAGUAGUGUCAGGAGGUCCAGAAUACUCAUUACCCCCAUUACCUCAGAGACGCCUUGAGACCCAAGGAGCAUCCACUGACCUAAACAGCCAUGGAAGUGGUUUUCUUUUCCAAAAUGGAAGGUACAAUGAGUUGCCAGGAGGAGCCCAAGGUGAAGUAAGGGAACAAAGCUUAUCAGAUUCUUGUCACCCAAAGAAAGAAGAGCAUCCUGAAGUGAAGCACUCCAUCUCUAUGUCAGCUGGGACUAAAAAGACAUAUAAGCUAGGUAAUGAUAAUGUGUUUAUCAUCCAGAUGCACAAAUAUGUUUACAUACAGGUAUUAAGAUAUAGAGGGACCAAAUAAUAAGUUAAUCACAACUGAAUGAGUAAUGACUGAAUGAAUUGAAUGAGUAUGCAUUACCUAAUUAUGCUGUUGUGCUCAGCUGUGACUAUUGGAUGGAAUUCCAUGGCUUUGAUUGGACCAGGUUCCCUCUGGUUUGCAUCUGUAAACACCAAAAAAAAGUCUGGCUUAUGGAUGUGAACUGCUAAAACAGUGUGACCCUCAUCUCAAUCUAAAAAAUUUUAAAUUAGUAACUGUUCUAAAUUAGACAAUGUCUUUUAGAACUGAAUGCAGGAGACCUUAAUCCCUGAAUUGCAGCCUAGAUCAAGAACACAAUUUUCAGAACCAGAUUUCUUGAUCUUGACUUAAUGCUCCUCUUAACUUCACAUCAUCAGAAUCCUUUUAAAUUCUUAUUUUGGACUCUUUUUAAUUUAAUUUAAUUGUAAGGUCUAGAUAUAUAUUAUCCCUAAAGUGAAAUUGAUACUGAGCAAUGUGGCUUCUCAUUGGCAAUUUGACUAUUUUUCAGAUGAAAAGGCCGCCCCAAUUGAAAACUCCUGCAGAUCUUUGGACAAAAGUUUAGAUGCCAACAGAGUUGUAUAUGUGCCCGUAAAUUUGCGAUCUGCUGAUAAUGAAAAUCAGCCUGCAGGAGAAUGUUCAGCACCUGAACUACGCCCUGAAACAGGGACAGGAGGCUCAGAGGAAGAAGUCCAAGGAGGACCUGCAGAUGAGCAAGUUCAGGGGUCAGAGGAAGAAGGAGGGGAGCGGGUAACAAUACAGAAGAAAGAGGAAAAAUCUGCAUCUCAGAGAUGCCGAGCACCUUUAACUGCCAUGGUACCUCAGGUAACAACAGGAAUCCAGAGGAACCCAGCAGAGAUUCCACUGGCUCCAGCAGUGCCAGGAGGUCCGGAAUACGCAUUACCCCCUUUACCUCAGAGACACCUUGAGACCCAAGGAGCAUCCACUGACCUAAACAGCCAUGAAAGUGGUUUUCUUUUCCAAAAUGGAAGGUACAAUGAGUUGCCUGAAGGAGCCCAAGGUGAAGGAAGGGAACAGAGCUUAUCAGGUUCUCAUCACCCAAAGAAAGAAGAGCAUCCUGAAGUGAAGCGCUCCAUGUCUAUGUCAACUGGGACUAAAAAGACAUAUAAGUUAGGUAAUGAUAUCUUGUUUAUCAUCCAGAUGCACAAAUAUGUUUACAUGCGGGUAUUGAGAUAUAGAGGGACCAAAUAAUAAGUUAAUCACAACUGUUACAAUUUCUUCAAAUACGAUUGGUGCAUUAGCUGCUUUAUUUUUCACUAAUCAUUCUGUAUAGUUGUCAUCAGGCAGUGCAACUAAACAGUUGGCUGUAAUUGGACAGCUGUUAUUGGACAGUUGAAGCAGCCAAUCAUAUUAAGUCCACUCAACUAAAUCCACCAAUCACAGAACUGAUGAUAAUAACCAUAACAACAACCACUUACCCUGAAAAAAAAAAAAAAAACUUUUCCAAAAUUGAGGAAUUUUUUUUACUUUAGACAUUGUUUGUCCAAAAUUUUUUUUCUCAAAGUUGUAAUGGUUAUAAUAAAUUAUAAAUGGUAACUAUCAUAUUUUUGACAGUGAGAGUCUAUAUUUAUAUUUUAAUUUUAUUUUUUUAUAAAUUUACAAAUAGCUGACCUGCUUAAAGAGACCUUACUGAGUUGUCUGGAGCUUUUGGAGGCUCUAUGUAGAAGUUUGGACAAGGAAUAUAAAUAUGGCCUUUGCAAAUUCUGGAAACACCUUGCUGAACAUUUCCGCAUCUCAGAACAAGAGUACCAGAGGUUUGAAUCUCAACCAGUCUUCAGUCCUACCGAGCUGAUGUUUGAAUAUUUGCAAACUGCUGACCCAGAUGUCACAAUUGGUUGUCUCAAAGAUGGGUUAAGGAAAAUUGAGAGGCAUGAUGUUAUCAACUUGCUUGUACAACAUGAAAAAUGUGGGUUUGUUUGAAGUGGCUAGUUGAAUAAAGUAUACUAUAAAUAACAACUUAUAACAUUUAUUUUCUUUAAUUUAAUACUUUUAUUGAGAGAGAAAAUUAAUAUAAUUAUUGUUUAUUAUUUAUAACUUGAUAAACUUAAUUUAUUUACAUACCCAUCCUGAGGUGGUGAUCCAUGACAAAUAUAUUUUUAGUUAAACAUCUUGAUUAUCUCUACAGUAGCUAAUUCUUGUAGACCAAUAUUUAUUGGGUUGUACCAUUCUUAUUACAUGUAUAUCAUAGAUUUAUUUCAUUUGACAAUCUAUCACAUCUUUUUUUUCAGGUGAUCCAUUGGCACUGAAUGAUGAAACAUUGGUUUCCAGCCUGUUCGACACUGAUCCUGAUAUCAUUGGUGAACUUGCCUACCUGCUAGAUAUUCAGAAAUCUGGAGUUAAAAAAUGGUCAGAUUUGGCUCCUAAAUUGAACAUACCAAGACGAAUUUUCAGGAUGUUUGAAAAUUGCACUGCUGGCAAUCCAACAGAGAAGGUGUUUGAAAUUGUAAAAGUUCAAAGCCCCAAAUUAACCAUUGGUGAAUUGAUCAAUCAUCUGAAAGCUUUGAAAAGACAUGAUGUGAUCAAAGCAAUUAAAAAGAGCAUCAAGGGUAAGUUCUGAAUGGAGCAAAUUUCAAGUUAAUAUGUCAAAUGCAAAACAGCAGUAAUGCUUUGCUUUUGCUUUACUUCACUGUGUGACUGGCUCAGAAAUCUCCCACCACUCUCUCAGGUAAUCAGAUUCAAAACCCAAACCAAUCACAACUUGUUCUCUUGUGUCCACCCCCUGCUCAGGCAAUUUGUUCUGAGUUCUCAUUGGCUUCUUUAGAUUUUGUUUUUAUAUACCUUUAACCCUUUAAAUCCCAAGAUCUCACUAGUAAUUCUCCUUACUGUCUGCCAUACAAUUUGUAUGAUGUUAGUUUGGAAAAUUUGAUUUUUCUCUUUACCCUCAUCACUUUUCAUGUGUCUGCUAAAGGGCUGUACAAUAACUGGAAAAUGCAAGGAUUGGACAGUUUUGAAUUUAGUGUGUUGUUUCAAUAUAUAUAUUAUUGUUGUUAACUUCUUCACUUUUGAAAUUUUUGUUACUUUAAGUUAGAGUGAUGUGGGAUUUGUAUUUAUUUCUAUUAAUAAUUUUAAGGCGAUCAUGUUGAUUAUUGUUGUCCUUGUAGUUACAGAAAUUUCUGUGAUAAAAGAGUUGGUUGCAGAUGUUGAAGUCAUGGAGGAGGUGUGUGACUUACUCAAUCAGAUAAAUCGCACUACCACAGUCUCGGGAUUGAGAAAUCUUGGAAACCGAUUAAAGAUUAAGAAAGAAAUUUUGGAUGAUCUUUUACCCUCUAUGGAGGUAAACCAAAGUCCCACAGAGGCGUUGAUUCGUCGUCUUGGAGGUUCUAAUCCAAGUCUAACCCUUGUAGAUUUUAUAUGGGCACUCCAUGAAAUUAGCCGACCUGAUGUCAUUGUGUUAUUGGAUGAAUACCUUCCAGGUAUGGAAUUUUAGUGAUGUGGAUAUUAUCGAUAUGGUUGAAUUAAAUAGGAAGCAAAUUAUAACAUGAUUAUAUUAUGUUUUGCGCAUUGUACUGUGAUCAUUUUGAUGUCUGUUUUUGUUUGCCUGUUUCUAAAAACAAAUCAAUACUAAUGAAUUAAAGGCUCUAUGCUCUGGAACAUUGGAAGAUCAGCAUAUGAGUUUACUGCAAUGAAGGAAUCUGCCAAGGACCUUCACCCUUUGACCUUUAAGAGUGACUAGAAUCUAAUUUCUCCUUACAAUAUCAUCCCCAGAAAUCACACUUUAAGGUCACAAAAAUAAAGGAAAUGAUCAACAUCUAAAGAAGUUCUUGAUUGUGAAACAAAUUCUCCUUGAAAGCCCCUCAGGAACUAUUUUGAGAACAGUAUGAAGAAUAUGUAUACUGAUGUUAGGGCUUAAAGGGCUAAUAAUCUGAUAAAAAUGACAUUAUCCAGGAUAGAAUGUCUGCAAUUCCCUAAGGUUAGUUCAUACCAACCAAGCUAUGUCAAGCCGAGCUGAAAACCUGCAACUCAGGUGAAAAACAUGAAACUAAUUAAAUUAACUCAAGCCAGUCAAGAGCAAAAUUGGCAGCUGUGCCUAAACUCAUGUACAUAGUAUCUGCAGGUUUGCAACACCAGAUCCUUCAUUCAAGGCCAAAAGCCACUUAAAACAGGCCCAAACCUGAGUAGUUUCAGUUAUAUCAUUUGCAGGUUCUUGACAGCUUAAUUAUCUUGUGUAUAAAGUAAGGACAAGCAAUGGAGCUUGACGGAGUAUUGGUUAAGUUUGUAGGAGAAGGCACUUAAAAGAAUGCUUAAUACCACACAUAAUAGGCCAAAGAUUGUCAAUAUGCAAACAGACCCACCACUGCCACCAGCUAGUUGUGAGGUAGUCAGUUUUAUAGGCCAUCAUUCUAGGCUUGGCAUGACAGGCUUCCAAUCUUAUUUUCUAUAAUUAGUUUUGAAAAGAUCAACAGAAUCAAGUCCUCACAGAAGCAUUUACAAUUAAAAAGAAGAUUUUAGAAUCACAUUUGUAGGGAUGGUUGAAUUUUAAAGGUCUCAUAUGUUUUCCUUUCCUAGCUGGAUGUGUUCAAAGGUUUUUGAUCUCAUCUUGUAACAGUUACUGUGAGAUAUGCCAGCAAGUGUUGCCAAGACAAAGUGGAGGAAGUUAGAGACAGUUCGAAUUGCAUAAUGAUGGAUGAAACAUUAUGGCAUUUUUGGCUUCCUCAGAAUGGUGACUUGUGAUCAACCACCAUGGGUAUUCUUAUGAAGCUAGGCAGGCAGAGGUUGUUAAUGAACUAAGUUCCUUGGAGCUAUUUCAAUCCAGUAUCUAGUAUCUAGUUUAGACAUCUGAGUUGGUUGUAGAUUAUUUUGUAAUUAAAUAGGAGUAAUACUCUCACUGUGAUAAAGUCUUAUAUUCCAAGAAACAAAACCCAAAUAGAGAUGUGAAACCUUUUUGAUUAGAUUUCAGCCAUAGAAAUGAUCUUCUAUUAUUAUUAUUUAUUCCAUGAAAAUUAAUUUUAAUAAAUAAGAAGAAAUAACUCAUAUUACAUCUGCUAUAGUAACAAAAUUUUUAAAUCAUGACUGGGUAUAAGCCUGAGGGGUGCUGAAGGGUUGUGGUGGGAACUGAAGUUUUUUUUCUUUUCAAAACCAACAAAAUGAAUUUUUUAUAAUUACCAUAACCUGCAACAGGUGUCAAAGAAUCUGAACAAGAUCACAAAAAGGCAAGGAAAAGAAAAAGAAAAAUUAACUUUGUGUCUCUCUCUGGCGCCCUAUGGUAGAGAGAGAUGUAUCAAUGCUUGGUAGUCAUGCUUUUUCGAGUUUGGCAAAGGAAUGUAAACUUAUUUGUUAUAGACAAAUGCCAUUUAGCACAGCUGGAUUAGGUUGUUUAGUGUCAGACCAUACUUGGCUACUUUAACUGCACAAUCUAAAGUACACUUACAGAAAUUCAGGCCACCCAGAUAGUCAGCUUAAAACCAAUUAGAGGAGAGAACUGAUGAAGGAGAUUUUAAAAAGACUUUAAAAUUCAAAUCAUUUGCCUUUUAGUACUGUACUUCUGCAUUCUUACUGGCUUUGGGAGUUUAAAAACUGAAAGACUGGAACACUACAUUCAGUAAUUACUGGGUUGACUGAUUAAAAAAAAAAGAGUCAUUUGUAGCUUGACAUCAGCGAAGAAUCUGCCAGCUUUAAAUUGCCACAUAUUUAAAAAGCCAUUCAAGUGGUUUUGUGGCCAUGGUUUCAGUAGGUGCAGUUAAGUAUAAAAUUGCAGGUAAAAUUCUGUCAAAAUUAAUAAAAUGAAGAAAUUCCAAAGUACUGUCUCUUACAUCAUCAUGAUCUUUGUACUAGGAGGAGGGCUUUCAUUUUUCUCUAAUUCAGAAUCACAAUUUUGGUGUUCCUUUCAAGUAUUUUUCUGAUACAAAUGACCAUAGAUUUCCUUGUUUCAUUCCCUUUUGAUAUAAAUUUCCCUUAAUCAGUACAAUCUAUAUAAUAUAUUUUUUUAUUCCUCAAUUCUAAAAAAUAUCUAGGG